GAAGAACUUCGCAAAAGACUCGAAGCGCACAAAGUCUGUCAGUGUGUCGAGCAACACAAAGGCAACGAGAGGCACAAUUCCGACAGGCGCUUCGAGCGGUCCCCGACGCGGAAGCGCUUCGACCUGUUUGCCGAAUGCGGAAGUAGUUUGCGCGUAUUCCGGAUCGCCGGAAGGCUCGCGAGGACAAAGUGCACACGAGGGCUGCGAAGCGCAUGUGGAAUACACGCCGUGAACGGCUUUGCGUAACUUGUGACUGCACUAUGAUGACUCGUCAAGAUGAAAUGAUUGUCAAGAAAUGAAUUUGUAAACAAUAAAGGGCAACUUUAAAACUGCUGACGCCCACCUCAUGUUUUCGUGGCUCUCGUGUCAGUGCUCAUUGUGGAAUGUGGAAGGAAUACUUCGUCAGAAGUUCCUGUUUUGAAUUCAAUUAGGAGAAGAAGAAGAAGAACCGAGCGCAACAAAGUGGAAGUGUGGCGGCAACCGUCUUCCAGUCGAGAUCUUCAAUUAUUGUGAAGACAAACAAAGCAGCUUGAAGGAAACGAGACAGACAGAAUAAAAACGGUGACAUAAAAGUACGCUUUAACACACACAAGAAGAUAAGAAGAGCUUCUGUUUGGCGCAGAGUGAGGCAUUUUCGCAACUGUGUGUUGCCGCAAUGCAUGUUUUUGCACGCGUGUGGUGAAUUGGAUCGUUUGUCUGAGGUAUAAAUAAUGACACGAACAGGGAACAGGGACGUGUACUGCUUGUCGAGCUCAGAGUGAGACCUCUUCCGCCGGUGCUCAUCUCUGCGGCACGUCACGGGGAAUUUCCCGAAGGGAAGCAAAUCAACGUUUGGUGCUGGGAAUUCUUGUUUGGAUUUAACUUUUCAACGAAGAACCAGUAAAGCCAGUGUGUGACGGCUGCCUGCUCCUCAUUCCGAGAACUAUCUUUGAGCUUCGUGUUGAGGAUGAUGACGACGACGACGCCGCCGCCGCCGCCGCCGCUUGUGUCCGUCAAGUCGCAUCAACUGGCGAAUUCCAACAAAUGAAAUGAAUCAAGUGAGGCCGGUGAAGGAGCGGCGCCGAAUGUAAAAGAAUACAAUUCAUUUCGACAAACCCAUUGAAGUGAUUUGAUUUCAAUAUUUUUUUGCAGUAUGGCGGGAGACGAGCACUUCCUUCCUGUCAGCAGUCAGAUCCUGGACACGCUGAUCAUGGACCCCUCGUGGGACUUCGCGCGAUUCCCCGCGCCCCCGAGGACGGGCGAUGACGUCGCUUCCUCCCGCACGGGAAGUCGUGUACAGUCGAGCCCCGUUUAUUGCAGGGCCGGGGGGGAUGGCCCUUUCCUGCAAAUCCUGGAGCAGCCCAAACAGCGAGGCUUCCGGUUCCGUUACGGCUGCGAGGGUCCGUCCCACGGCGGCCUGCCGGGAGCGUCCAGCGAGAAGAACAAGAAGACGUAUCCUGCCGUCAGGAUCUGCAACUACCAGGGUCCGGCCCGCGUGGUGGUCCAGCUGGUGACCGCGCUGACGCCUGUGCCCCAGCUGCACGCCCACAGUCUGGUGGGCAAGCAGUGCGACAAGGGCGUCUGCAUCGUCGACGUGGCCCCGAAAGACGCCGACGUCGCCUUCCCCAACUUGGGCAUCCAGCACGUGACCAAGAAGAACGUGGCCAAGACGUUGGAGGAGCGCAUGGCCGAGGCCGUCCGGAUGGGCUACAACUUCGGGGCGGCCGUCCACCCGGACCUGGACCGCCCGCGGGGCGAGACCCGCGUGCCCCGGCAACUCACAGAGCACCAGCGGGGCGUGAUCAGCAGCGCGGCGUGUGCGCAGGCCAAGGAGAUGGACCUGAGCGUGGUGCGCCUCAUGUUCACCGCCUUCCUCCCCGACAGCGACGGCGGCUUCACCAGGAGACUCCAGCCCGUCGUGUCGCAGCCCAUCUACGACAGCAAGGCCCCAAACGCAUCCAACCUGAAGAUCGUCAGGAUGGAUCGGACGGCCGGCUGCGUGAGCGGCGGAGAGGAAGUCUACCUCCUGUGUGACAAAGUCCAGAAAGACGACAUUCAGGUGCGCUUCUUCGAGGAAGACGACUCUGGCCCGACCUGGGAAGCCCUGGGGGAUUUCUCGCCCACGGACGUGCACAGACAAUUCGCCAUCGUGUUCAAGACGCCCAAGUAUCGAGACCAGAACCUGCAGAAGCCCACGUCGGUGUUCGUGCAGCUCAAGAGGAAGUCGGACAACGAGACCAGCGAGCCCAAACCCUUCACGUACCACCCGCAGAUCAUCGACAAAGAGGAAGUGCAGAGGAAGCGUCAGAAGACUUUGCCCAACUUCCAGGACUUCAGCGGUCACGGAGGAGGAGGAGGAGGAAGUUUGUACCGAGGGGGCCCCCCAGCACCCCCGGGAGCAGGAGGAGGACCGGGCUCAGCUGGAGGAGGCUACUUCCAGGGUUUCUCCACCUUCAACUACGGGAGAGGAAUGGGAGACGGCCCUUGUCCCAGCGGGUACUCGACAGGUCUCGGAGAAGGCGGAGUCAAACGCGAAGGUUCUCCCGGCGACUCUGCGGACGACGACCCCGAUGACGACACCGCGGCCUGCGCUGCGCUGCGGCCAGAGUUGUCGUGCGAAGACGACGACGCGUUGACCGGCGGGGACGCGUCGGCCGUCUUGCUGUACGCCGCCACGGGCGACGCCGCGUACCUGCUAGCCCUCCGGCGCCCCCUGAUUGCGGCACAGGACGAAGACGGAGACACUGGACUCCACCUGGCCGUCCUCCACAGACAGCAGGGGGCGCUGGCCAGUCUGACGCGGGUGCUCGCUGCUCUGCCGGGAGACGGACUUGCGGACGCGAGGAACCAUCUCUACCAGACUCCUUUGCACCUGGCGGUGAUCACGUGGCAGACUGCGGCCGCGUCGGCGCUGCUGGCCGCCGGGGCGGACCCGACGUUGACCGAUCGCCACGGCAACACGCCGCUGCACCUGGCGGCGCAGCAGGGAGGGGCCAUGGUGCGCUUGUUGCUACAUCACCGUGAGGUCAGAGGAAGCGUGGACGCCUGCAACACUGCAGGUAUGUGCGCCAUCCACCUAUCGGUGGUGGCCAAGCAGCUGCCGUCUCUGCGAGAGCUUCUGGAGGGCGGGGCUGACGUAGAGGCUCAGGAGCGGGGCGGCGGGAGGACCGCCCUGCACCUCGCCACCGAGGCCGACAACGUGUCGCUCGCCGGCUGCUUGCUGCUCGAGGGCAACGCCAAGGUGGACUGCUGCACCUUUAAUGGCUCCACCCCCCUGCACAUUGCCGCUGGGCGGGGCUCCGUCAAGCUUACGGCGCUACUCAUGGCUGCAGGUGCAGACCCUCACAAGGAGAACCUGGAGCCUCUAUUCUUCAAGGAAGAGGAUGAAGAGGAAGACGAGGGCUACGUUCCCGGGACCAGCCCCAUCAACAUGGCCGCCUCUGAGCAGGUGUUGGAGCUUCUAAGCGGUAAGGAGUACCGUCCCAAAUGUCUCAGCGUGGCUCUUUCGCCUCAGGGUGAGUUCGCAGAGGGGCCGCGGCGUUUUCGCGGAGGCCGAACACGCGUGAUGUGUUUUUUUUUGGGUGCAGGCGACAUGUCGAGCCUCGGCGCCCAAGUGAAGACGGCGCUGUGCCGCGCUCUGGCGAGUGAAGCGUGCUGGGAGAAGCUGGCUCACGCUUUGGGUCUGGGAAUCCUCAACGCUACCUUCAGACUCAGCCCGGACCCCGUCAAGACCCUCGUGGAAAGCUAUGAGGUGUCCGGCGGUACGGGACGAAACCUCUUGGCCGCUCUGAGAUCAGUCGGGUCGUCCAGGGCGCUGAGCGUCCUGGAGGAGGCGCUGAGUCGCCACGACGACAAGCACAACCGGACGACGGGUGGCGACGGCGUGGUUUGCCCUCAGAUGGCCGACCUCGAGGCGGAUGCCGGACGUGCGGACGAAUGUUUGGACAGCGGCGCGUGCGACAGCGGGGUGGAGUUUUCCGCCACAUGAUUGGCCGUUCCUCAUCGUGAACCUCCCGACCUCCCCGACUGCCUCCACCGCAAGACCAAUUUCAGGGCCGGGACGCGUUAGUCCCCCCCGGGCAGGAAUUGCAACUUGAAAUACAGACAAAGAAGUAAGCGCGUGCACACGCACACACACAUGCAAAUGCAGAAAUCUGGAAGCUGUCAACAUGUUCCAACUGCUCCACCCCUUUGGACCGGACGGCUGCACAUACGUACGUGUCGGCGUUCAUAGCUGUUGGCAUUUGUACGCGCUCACCUUGCUGCCUAUACAGGAAGUAAACCAAACAGAACCUCCUUCAAAUCCGAAAUACAAGCGCUCCGAAGAUACGGACUUGAACUGCUUGACUGCUUUGGACCGGACAGCCGCACGCGCCGUCAUACGUGACGGCCUCCCGUUCCCGUGUCGGCACCCUUGACAUCCAAACGGGGAGUCACCUGGCAGGCACUCCUUGACACACAAACAACUUCUGGACUUCAUCAAGUGCUCGACUACUUUGGACUUGAUCAGAAAUCUUGCAAGAAAAAGCAUGUUGACCCUUUGGUAUGAUGUGGAUUUGGGCACAAUUGGUCAUAAAACGUGAUCUGAGCUUGACCUAAGUCGCAACAUUCGACAUGUCCAUAUAUGACUUCAGGUGGUUCCUCUGUUGCCUCAGCCGUCCGUCUUCUAAGCUUCAGUUGGCAGACAGAUGCUCGUCAGUUGUUGCAAAACAUUUCAUUUUCCCCUGGAUGAUAGCCAUGCGUCCAGGCCCUGACGACAGAAGCUGCCCCAAACCAUGAUGCUUUUCCACCAUACUUGGCAGCGUUUCACGAUGUGGGCGUGUUGUGUCUUCAACUUCGGUUUCAUAUGUCCACACAGUAGUUUGCCAGUAACUCUGAAGCAUCCAAAUGCAAACUUCAAACCUCAAGCAAUAUAAUUUUUUUUACCACGAUGUCUCAAAUCCGCCAAUUCCAUCUAAUCUUCUUUCAUGUUUAUCGUACAUUUGUGAGCACUCACCUCGUUGUCAUCUGGCGUUCUGCACGGCGCGCUUGCAGUGGUCUUUACGGGACGGUGACGCUUGUGGAGAGUAGCAACAGGAAGGACUUCCAUACUUUCUGCAGUUUUGCUCGUAUUGUGUGGUGUGCGCCGAUAAUCUCGACACAGAAAGAUUCUGCUCCACCGCAGAUCUACAAACAAGUCCACGGAGGCUAAGAUCUUGAGUGAUCACACGUGAUCUCACAAAACCAAAGAAGGGGAAAAAUACACAAAACCACGUGAGAUAAGACAUGUUCGUGUUUAUUUAUCGCCGUGUCCUUGUUACUCGUCAGGUCGCUUCCUUUAUUGGCUACAUUCCGUUUCCACGUCACAAUUCACCGAUUUGUGUUUUUAGUCAUAAAUAGUGACCAUGCGCAAAUAUUUUCGAUUGUCGGCACCGACCCGUUUGGGAGGUAACCCCUAACCUAAGAAGAAUCUUGUAGGAUCAUCUCCUAAAACGUGAUAUUGUCUGGCGUUUGCCAUCCUCGGGCGGGAAGGAGCGAAAUCUGGCCGGUUGCCCGCAUGCGUGUGCCUCGGAUGACGAUCACGUGACAUUUUCCGACCGAUUGCCGGCCAAAUGCGGCUCCCGCCGAAGGGUCGGCACGCUUUAUCUUGCACCGGGUGAUUGUCCGACUCCUGUUGUCGUUGAAUUUGCUCCACGUGGCCCCUUGAAGCCUAAACGGGAAGUGUGCGGAUUGACUUUGAACACUUCCUUUUCGCUCUUCUGUCCUCAACUGGAGCUUCAGCUUCAACUCGUGUGACCUUGUGCAAAGGAUGCUUGAUUCUAUUGAUUUUAUUUAUCUGGACAUUUGAGGAAUAAAGUUUUUUUUAUACUUUGGUGACAAGCAUCA
Phycodurus eques (leafy seadragon) is the source of this 5844-nucleotide messenger RNA. RefSeq names its product nuclear factor of kappa light polypeptide gene enhancer in B-cells 1 (gene nfkb1). The transcript has 24 exons. Gene Ontology annotation, cellular component: cytoplasm. NCBI's taxonomy places the organism in Eukaryota, Metazoa, Chordata, Actinopteri, Syngnathiformes, Syngnathidae. Bases 1133 to 3967 code for a protein of 944 amino acids. Gene Ontology annotation, molecular function: RNA polymerase II cis-regulatory region sequence-specific DNA binding; DNA-binding transcription factor activity, RNA polymerase II-specific; protein binding. Gene Ontology annotation, biological process: cellular response to stress; regulation of transcription by RNA polymerase II; canonical NF-kappaB signal transduction. The record is from RefSeq and is a predicted model, not a curated record.